Molecule: messenger RNA, 4869 nt
Organism: Myxocyprinus asiaticus (Chinese sucker)
Lineage: Eukaryota; Metazoa; Chordata; Actinopteri; Cypriniformes; Catostomidae
Gene: prkceb
Product: protein kinase C, epsilon b
Exons: 15
Coding region: 227-2452 (741 amino acids)
Biological process (GO): protein phosphorylation
Molecular function (GO): diacylglycerol-dependent serine/threonine kinase activity; ATP binding
Source: RefSeq, a predicted model, not a curated record
UGGACCUUCUGAGAAGAAGAAGAAGAAGAAGAAGAAGAAGAAAAAAAAAAAACAUUUAAAUACAUAUCAACGAGGAAGGGCAUUUACCGUUAUUUCAUAAGGAGAAACACUACUAGACACAUACCAGUAGUGGACCGUGAGAUACACCAGUUGAAUAAUUAUCCAGGGGCUGAAGUGGAAUAUUAUUGUCACAAAAGCUCUCGAAAGUGGCUGACACUGUAACGCCAUGGUGGUUUUUAACGGUCUGCUGAAGAUUAAGAUCUGCGAGGCUUUGGAUCUGAAGCCCACAGCCUGGUCUGUGAGGCACGCCGUCGGCCCCAAGACGCAGACCUUUCUGCUGGACACGUACAUCGCCCUCAACGUGGAUGAUUUUCGCGUGGGUCAGACCUCGACCAAGCAGAAGACCAACAGUCCCGCCUGGCACGACGAGUUUGUGACGGAGGUGCGCGACGGCCGAAAGAUUGAGCUGUCGGUGUUUCACGAUGCGCCGAUUGGCUACGAUGACUUUGUGGCCAACUGCACCAUUCAGUUUGAGGAAUUGCUGCAGAACGGCAGCAAACACUUCGAGGACUGGAUAGACCUGGAGCCAGAGGGAAAGGUCUAUGUUAUUAUCGACUUGUCUGGGUCUUCCAGUGAAGCAGGAAGCUGUGAGAAUGAGGAGCGAGUAUUUCGUGAACGCAUGCGGCCCAGGAAGAGGCAGGGGGCGGUCCGGAGGAGAGUGCAUCAAGUCAAUGGACACAAGUUCAUGGCCACCUACCUGAGACAGCCCACAUACUGCUCGCACUGCCGCGACUUCAUCUGGGGUGUGUUAGGAAAGCAGGGCUAUCAGUGCCAAGUGUGCACAUGUGUGGUUCAUAAACGCUGCCAUGAGCUCAUCAUCACUAAAUGUGCUGGCCUGAAGAAACAGGAGGACACCGCAGAGGAGGUUGGUUCUCAGCGCUUCAGUGUGAACAUGCCUCAUAAGUUCAGUAUUCACAACUACAAAGUCCUUACGUUCUGUGACCACUGCGGUUCAUUACUGUGGGGCCUGCUGCAGCAAGGCCUUCAGUGCAAAGUUUGUAAGAUGAAUGUACACAAACGUUGUGAAAGUAAUGUAGCUCCUAACUGUGGGGUCGACGCCCGGGGCAUCGCUAAAGUGCUGUCUGACCUCGGAGUCACUCCAGAUAAACUCUCUGGCAGCGUGCAAAGGAGAAAAAAGAUCUCUCAGGGUCCAGAUCCAUCUCCUUUACCCAUAUCUCCGCUGUUAGAAGACGAUCGAUCCAAAUCUGCCCCCACCUCACCAUGUGACCAGGACAUAAAGGAUUUGGAGAACAUCAGGAAGGCGUUGUCGUUUGACCAUCGCGGAGAGGAGCUUAAGACAGCCCCAUCCUCCUCUCUGACUGAAGGUGUGUCAGAGGAGACAGGGGCGGGGAGAGAGAAUGGAGAGGUGAAGAUGGUCCAGGUCAAACGAAUGAACCUGGAAGACUUCUCCUUCAUCAAAGUGCUCGGGAAAGGCAGCUUCGGGAAGGUUAUGCUGGCUGAGUUGAGAGGCACAGAUGAGGUUUAUGCUGUAAAAGUGUUGAAGAAAGACGUCAUCCUGCAGGAUGAUGACGUGGACUGCACUAUGACAGAGAAACGCAUUCUAGCACUGGCCAGAAGACACCCAUACCUUACUCAACUCUUCUGCUGCUUUCAGACUAAGGAUCGUCUGUUCUUUGUCAUGGAGUAUGUGAACGGUGGAGACCUGAUGUUCCAGAUACAGCGUUCACGCAAAUUCGAUGAAGCUCGUUCCCGGUUUUACGCUGCUGAGGUGACCUCUGCCCUCAUGUUCCUGCACCAGAAUGGUGUCAUUUACAGGGAUUUGAAACUAGACAACAUUCUGUUGGACGCUGAAGGUCACUGUAAGCUAGCAGACUUUGGUAUGUGUAAGGAGGGCAUUCUGAAUGGCAUCACGACCACAACAUUUUGUGGCACGCCAGAUUAUAUUGCCCCUGAGAUCUUGCAGGAACUCGAGUACGGGCCAUCAGUUGACUGGUGGGCUUUAGGUGUGCUCAUGUACGAGAUGAUGGCUGGUCAGCCUCCGUUUGAAGCAGAUAAUGAGGACGACCUUUUUGAGUCCAUUCUCCAUGACGACGUCCUUUACCCUGUGUGGCUCAGCAAAGAGGCCGUCAGCAUUCUUAGAGCGUUCAUGACGAAAAGCCCAAGUAAGCGGCUGGGUUGUGUGGUUUCCCAAGGACUGGAGGAAGCUAUCAAAUUGCAUCCGUUCUUUAAAGAGAUUGACUGGGUACUUCUGGAACAGAGGAAGGUCAAGCCACCGUUUAAACCCCGCAUUAAAACCAAAAGGGACGUGAACAAUUUUGACCAGGAUUUCACCCGCGAGGAGCCGGUACUCACGCCAGUAGAAGACGCCAUCAUUAAACAGAUCAACCAGGAUGAGUUCAAGGGCUUCUCCUAUUUUGCAGAGGAGUCUUAAUACGAAAUCCUCAAUAUUUAAUGGAUGUAUAACACUGAGAUGUACUUAUGAGUGCCCUUGAGCCACAAAGAGAGAGGUUUUCUAGUGUGACAUCACUUAAGCAGUUUGAAGAUGGAUAAAUCUCAUUAGAAUCGAAUGAAAGGCCAUUCUGCUUUUCAUUUCUCCUCUUCUUCAUCCCUCUUCAAGAGUAUCCUUGGAAUCAACACUUAAACACUAGUCCUCAUGUUUCUUGUCCAUUUUAAAAUGCAAAACCCAAAUGUAAAGAACCAAUGAUUGUAUUGGACAUGUGACGAGUUGGGAGUUUAAAGCACUCUAAAUUGUGAUCUGAUCACACGAUUGUCUGUCUGCCACUGAUUGGAGGGUACAGGGAAGGUGAUGCACAAAACUGCCUUUCAUGUGACUGCCUCGAAACAGCAGUGUUGACAUACACGCAUGUCACCAAAACAAGUGUUGUGAGAGUGGAGGUGUGUUUGCCUACAGUAUGUACUGGAGGGAAAACUUACAAAAGCGCCCUAUUUAGUGAGUGUGUGUGUGUGUGUUUUAAUUAUAUUACUGGAUUGUCUUGUUGCUAGGAUGCUGAAAUUGUGGAUUUCUAGGCAAUGCAACAAGACCCAUAGUUAUGACCGGCUCAGGACAGUAGCCAGUCACAUAUCUGUCACUGAUUAUUAGCCUGUGAACUUCUUUGAAAAUAGCCUAAUCAUCUAUUGCAUAGUUAUGCCUAUGAAAUUAUUAUGUAUUACUAGAAUAUGAGAAACUGUUACAGUAUGUGCAAUAUUUAAUGUGUGUAUGUUGGUCGAGCGUUCCAAGUUUUUUCGCCAUCUCACCUUCUAAAUCAUUGUCUCUGAAUAUAACAAUUUCUUUCAGUCUUUCUGAUCCUAGUUGCUGAUAGGCCAAUUAUCAUUAAGCUUGGCUAUUUAGGUUGUCAUGUAAUAUCCAGUGCUGGUCUUUUAUUUCAGUGCCAUUACAGCUUUGGUCUUUCGUACACUCUGUUAGAAAAGAAACAAAAAAUUCAGCUACUAUGGCAAAAAGAAUACAUGUGUAAAUGAUCUUCCAUUCUAAACAUAGCACAACUGAAGCACCCUUAACUUUUACUCUCUUUUAUCCUUUCCCUUUCCAAGACCUGUAGCAUAGUGAUGCAACGUGUGUCCAAAAAUUUUGGACAUCAUUUACUCAAAAUGAAAAAUUGUUAGAUGUUAGAUGAAUGCAUUUGCAAAAUAUUAAGCAUCUUAUAACAUUUCAUCAAAAGGUUUGUUUUGUGUUUUUAUUGUUUUUAAUUGUUUUUAAUAAAUAGCCUAUUUAUUAUUGUCAAAUUAUUUUUUCUUGUCUUGCCUUGCAGAGACUCUUAAGGCCUUCAAACUAUUUUUUUAAAGUAUAUUUCUUUUGAUUAUUUUUAGCCUGAUUUUGCUUCAUUUGUGUGUCUUGGGAAUUUCAGCUAUUUGAUUGCUUUUAAGGGUAAAGUGUGCAAUUUCUGUGCCACUAACAUCACCAAACUGAAUUGAAAAAUACUGUCUAUAAACUGGUUUCCUGAACACUUCCUGUCUGCCAUUGGUUGAACAAAAAGUUAGUCCCACCCCAAAAUCAUGCCACUGGUUGAGGCUGUGCUGCUGUAUCAGACUGGUUGAAAUGCUGGAAACAGAGCAAUGUUUUGAUAACACCACAGACUCACAGUUUUAACACUUUUCAGGGAUAUCAACCUACAAAUGGCGUUUCAUAGCUCUCUCUCUCUCUCUCUCUCUCUCUCUCUCUCUCUCUCUCUCACUCACUCUCUCUCUCUCACUCUCUCUCUCUCUGCAUAUUAAGCUAUUAAUGGGAUAAGAGGUCUAAUAUGAAAAAAUUACACACUUCCCCUUUAAGCAUGUUUGGCCUCAAUUGUGCACUCCUGAACUGGCAUCUGUUGGCCCUCACAGGGUCUGGACGGAGUCUAAUAACAGGAGACUCGCACUGCUUCUCCCGCCAAAUACCUGUGCCCUGAUGCACAUUUCAAUCUUAUUUUGGACUUCAUGAGUGAUAUGGGUUUUUUUGUGUGUUUAUUUAGUUUUUUUGAGAAGACUCUACAUAGUUAACACAUUGACAUUUGUAAGCAAAAUAAAUAUAAAAACACCUGGAAAAAGUACCUCUUUGUUCAUACUUGAGUCUGUGUAUCACAAAGGAAUACAUAUUUGUACAUACAGAGGUACAGUGCAUAUUAAACUGUAAGUAUCAUAAAUGCGUCUGUUUUUCUUUUUAUUGGAUUGUGCAGCUUCGUAUGUAUUGUAUGUCCUAAGACAUGAAUGUUAUUUUGUAUUUAUUUAUUUUGACAUCUUUGCCAUUCAUCACUGUCAUGUCAUUAUACGUAUUUUACUGUGUGCCAAAUAUACUGUACUCAAAGGAUGUGGAUGUGCAUUAUUUUGUUUGUAACCUAUUAAAUAAGAUGUCAA